Marmota monax (woodchuck) is the source of this 8821-nucleotide messenger RNA. It is a transcript of the gene Sik3, whose product is annotated as SIK family kinase 3. Bases 2809 to 6573 code for a protein of 1254 amino acids. Gene Ontology annotation, molecular function: ATP binding; tau-protein kinase activity; protein serine/threonine kinase activity. Lineage: Eukaryota; Metazoa; Chordata; Mammalia; Rodentia; Sciuridae. Gene Ontology annotation, cellular component: cytoplasm. Gene Ontology annotation, biological process: intracellular signal transduction; protein phosphorylation; microtubule cytoskeleton organization. The transcript is spliced from 26 exons. The record is from RefSeq and is a predicted model, not a curated record.
UGUUUCUAAUGUUUCAUUAAGUUAAACAGCAACAAAGAAAAUAUUUCCAAAUUAAACUGGUAGCCUAUGAUUAAACCAUUUUAUUUUUAAAAAUUUUAAAUGUUAUUGUAUUUUUAAACACAUUUAUCUAUCUCUCUGUCUAUCCACCUGUCUAUUUAUUUAUAUGUGGUGCUGAGGAUUGAACCCGGUGCCUCACACAUGCUAGGCAAACGCUCUACCACUGAGCUACAACCCCAGCCCCUGAUUAAGCCACUUUAGAAAUGUAAGAGAAGAAAAGCAAUCUGAAAAUGGUGUGAAUUUUAUAAAUUGUUAUUAUAGAGUUAUGUUACUUUUUAAACGAUUGUGUCUUUGAAAAUCUUUUCUAUUACAGUGGGGAGGAAAAAGUAAGUACAGCUCUAGAAGUAUACCUGUUGUUCACCUUUGGUCCCUUAGUGAUACUUGUGAAUCCCAGUUCUUUGAUCUUUUCAAUUCCGUUGCACUAUCAGCCACUGUCCUGAGCAGAGAGGACCAUAUAUAUUACCUAAAGCAUAGUAAAAAAGUCCUAAUUUAAAUACGGUGAUACAGUGUCUAGUUAACAUGGUUGAUCCUAACUGUAGUGCUGGUUGCCAUAUCUUUUACUUUUACAUUUGGCAGUAUUGUACUUUGGCUUGUGUGUGUGUGUGUGUGUGUGUGUAUGUGUGUAAUGUUGUAGAGUGUAUGGUGUAUCUGUAAGAAGUGGAUGAUUUAUUCAGCUUUUUUGCUGCUGUAGCUAAAAGACCCAAUCAGAACAACUGUAGAGGAGGAAAAGUUUAUUUGAGAACUCAUGGUUUCAGAGGUCUCAGUCCAUAGACAUCAGGCUUCAUUCCUUGGGGCUCAAGAUGAGGCAGGGCAUCACGGUGGAAGAGUGUGGUGGAGGGAAGCAGCUCAGGUGGUGAUCAGGAAGCAGAGAGAGUGACUCGACUCACCAGAACAAAUAUAUGCCUGAAAGCCAUGCUACACUUCCAAUACCCCACCUCUUCCAGCCUCACUCCACCUGUCUUCAGUUAUCACUCAGUUAUUAAGGUUCUUAUAACCCGAUCAUUUCUUCUCAGAACCUUCUUGCAUUGUCUCACACAUGAGCCUUUGUGGGUCACCACACACCCAAACUAUAACAGUGGAUGAGAAAGGAAGAAAUAGAAAUAGUAAGAAUUUGCAAUAUAAAUGUAUAUGUAUACAAAUAUAUGAAAAGAUAAGGUUAUUUUCUUUUUUAGUGGUCUUUAAUAAAAUUGGCAAUAUGUGUUUGAAUGUAUAUGUAUAUAGAUGUGUGUGCUGUAAGUUAGGAGUGAAAAGCUGCCAUAGAAACAAGAGGAGGGAAGAAUUAAUUUUGCCUGAAGAAGUCAGGAAAAACUACAUUUAAAAAAACUGGCUAUAAACCUGUUAUGAGGAGAUUGAGGAUUACUAGUCAUGUGCAGUGAUUAGUAGAAAAAAGUAAUGGGGAUGAGGAAGGGGACAGUGACAGGGAAUAUUAGAAGAUGUAUUUAAAGGAGAUUGAAGGCAGAUUGUUUGAUACUGUUUGACUUUGUGACUUAGGUAUUAGAUUGAUAGUAUUAUACCUGGUUCUUCCUAUUCCCUCAAUUUUUUUUUUUUUUUUCAAAAAAGCAUUCUCUAAUGUGGAAGUGUUAUGUGGUGAUUAAGAAUACCUGAUAUUGGUAGUCUCACACUAACUAGCUAUCUUUCUGAUCUUGUGUGUAAAAUGUAUAUGAUGUUGUCUAUCUCAAAGAGUUGUUUUAAGAGUCAAAUUGCUUGAGACAUUAUAUGAAAGGACAGCAUUUAACACAAAGUAAACAGGAAAUGUAGGUAAUAAAUAGUGAUAUUUUGUAAUACAACUUUCAUUAUAGAAGAAAAUUAAUGGAAUAUGAAGGAUUAGUGGUUUUAGAAAGGACAGAGGGAGAUCUUGUAAGUGGAUUAAUUAGGAAGUCAUUACUUUAUCCAGAAAAUGCUGUUAGGUGACAAGCAUGCAGAAGAGGAGAUUUGGCUGAAGAGAAAAUGUGAUCAGUUUAAUUAUGGAUGGGCUGACUUUAAGAUACCUUUUGGAAGUAUGAAGUUUGGGAGGAGGGAAGCCUGGAGAUGAGGGUCUGGGAAUAGUGACUGAGUAAGUUGUGGCCUAAGCUGAAAGCUUUAAAGAACACUAAUGUUUAAGAAUUGGAAGCCAAAGAGGCUGUCCCUGUUUGGUUCUUAGGGCUGUAGUUUACUGGUCUUUUGUUCUAUAUCCUGGAAGAAACUAGAAACCAAGGAAAAUUAAUGUUUUUUUCCCCCUAAAUGUACCUUUUUUCUACUGUCAGUAAAAUAAUUUGUACUAAACUAAGUUAUGAAGUUAUAUAUUCUGAAUUUAGAUUUUUUUGUUUUACUCAUUACUGUGCAUAGGUUAGACCCAACUUUGGUUGAGCAUUCUAACCUUUGUACUCCGUUUAGCAGCAUUCUCUGUAGUUGUCUUUUAAAGGGAAAACAAAGUUCAUUCUUUGAACCGGGCACUGACUUAUUCUGAUAUUGACAGAUUUCCUCCUGAAGUCUAGACAUUUGGCUGGUAUAGUUUUAUUCAGUAAAGUUCUCACUUCUGAAUUUUAGACUUAGUGCAGAUUUGCUGGUAAUUGGCCACAGGAACACCUCAGUGAUCAGUGUGAAUAAUUGGUGCUUUUGAUGGGUUGCUCGCCUAAAUGAAGUGAGCUGCCGUCCAGUAGGAACCCAGAUCUGGUUAUGUGACCUUAACAGGCAGAGGUUGCCAUCAAGAUCAUAGAUAAGACCCAGCUGGAUGAAGAAAAUUUAAAGAAGAUUUUCCGGGAAGUUCAAAUUAUGAAGAUGCUUUGCCACCCCCAUAUCAUCAGGCUCUACCAGGUUAUGGAGACAGAACGGAUGAUUUAUCUGGUGACAGAAUAUGCUAGUGGAGGGGAAAUAUUUGACCAUCUGGUGGCCCAUGGUAGAAUGGCAGAAAAGGAAGCCCGUCGGAAGUUCAAACAGAUUGUCACAGCCGUGUAUUUUUGUCACUGUCGGAACAUUGUCCAUCGUGAUUUAAAAGCUGAAAAUUUGCUUUUGGACGCCAAUCUAAAUAUCAAAAUAGCAGAUUUUGGCUUCAGUAACCUCUUCACUCCUGGGCAGCUACUGAAGACCUGGUGUGGCAGCCCUCCCUACGCUGCACCAGAACUCUUUGAAGGAAAGGAGUAUGAUGGGCCUAAAGUGGACAUCUGGAGUCUUGGAGUUGUCCUCUAUGUGCUUGUGUGCGGUGCCCUGCCAUUUGAUGGGAGCACACUGCAGAAUCUGCGGGCCCGGGUGCUGAGUGGAAAGUUCCGCAUCCCAUUUUUUAUGUCCACAGAAUGUGAGCACUUGAUCCGUCACAUGUUGGUGUUAGACCCAAAUAAGCGCCUCUCUAUGGAACAGAUAUGUAAGCACAAGUGGAUGAAGAUAGGAGAUGCUGACCCCAACUUCGACAGGUUAAUAGCUGAAUGCCAGCAACUGAAGGAAGAAAGGCAGAUGGACCCUCUGAAUGAGGAUGUCCUCUUGGCCAUGGAGGACAUGGGACUAGACAAAGAGCGGACACUACAGUCAUUAAGAUCAGAUGCCUAUGAUCACUAUAGUGCAAUCUACAGCCUGCUGUGUGAUCGACAUAAGAGACAUAAAACCCUGCGUCUCGGAGCACUUCCUAGCAUGCCCCGAGCCAUGGCAUUUCAAGCACCAGUCAAUAUCCAGGCGGAGCAGGCAGGUACCGCUAUGAACAUCAGCGUUCCCCAGGUGCAGCUGAUCAACCCAGAGAACCAAAUUGUGGAGCCGGAUGGGGCAGUGAACUUGGACAGCGAUGAGGGUGAAGAGCCUUCCCCUGAAGCACUUGUCCGCUAUUUGUCAAUGAGGAGGCACACAGUGGGUGUGGCUGACCCACGCACGGAAGUUAUGGAAGAUCUGCAGAAGCUCCUUCCUGGCUUUCCUGGAGUCACUCCUCAGGCUCCAUUCCUGCAGGUGGCCCCUAACAUGAACUUCAUGCACAAUCUGUUGCCCAUGCAAAAUUUGCAACCAACCGGGCAGCUUGAGUAUAAGGAGCAGUCUCUGUUACAGCCACCCACCCUACAGCUGCUGAAUGGAAUGGGCCCCCUUGGCCGGAGGGCAUCAGAUGGAGGAGCCAACAUCCAACUGCAUGCCCAGCAGCUGCUGAAGCGCCCACGGGGACCCUCCCCACUUGUCACCAUGACACCAGCAGUGCCAGCAGUAACCCCUGUGGACGAGGAGAGCUCAGAUGGGGAGCCAGAUCAGGAAGCUGUGCAGAGGUACUUGGCAAAUAGGUCCAAAAGACAUACACUGGCCAUGACCAACCCUACAGCUGAGAUCCCACCGGACCUACAACGGCAGCUAGGACAGCAGCCUUUCCGUUCCCGGGUCUGGCCUCCUCACCUGGUACCUGAUCAGCAUCGCUCCACCUACAAGGACUCCAACACCCUGCACCUCCCCACGGAGCGUUUCUCCCCUGUGCGCCGGUUCUCAGAUGGGGCUGCAAGCAUCCAGGCCUUCAAAGCUCACCUGGAAAAAAUGGGCAACAACAGCAGCAUCAAACAGUUGCAGCAGGAGUGUGAGCAGCUGCAGAAGAUGUACGGGGGGCAGAUUGAUGAAAGAACCCUGGAGAAGACCCAGCAGCAGCAUAUGCUAUACCAGCAGGAGCAGCACCAUCAAAUUCUCCAGCAGCAAAUUCAAGACUCUAUCUGUCCUCCUCAGCCUUCCCCACCUCUUCAGGCUGCAUGUGAAAAUCAACCAGCCCUCCUCACCCACCAGCUCCAGAGGUUAAGGAUUCAGCCUUCAAGUCCACCCCCCAACCACCCCAACAACCAUCUCUUCAGACAACCGAGUAAUAGCCCUCCCCCCAUGAACAAUGCCAUGAUCCAGUCUCACGGUGCUGCCUCUGCCUCCCAGUUCCAAGGCUUACCCUCACGAAGUGCAGUCUUCCAGCCCCAGCCCGAGAACUGUUCCCCUCCUCCUAAUGUGGCACUAACCUGCUUGGGCAUGCAGCAGCCUACCCAGUCACAGCAGGUGACCAUCCAAGUACAAGAGCCAGUUGAUAUGCUCAGCAGCAUGCCAGGGACAGCUGCAGCCUCCGCCGGGCGGGGCAUCUCUAUCAGCCCCAGUGCCAGUCAGAUUCAGAUGCAGCACCGUACCAACCUGAUGGCUACCUUCAGCUACGGGCACCGACCCUUGUCCAAGCAGCUGAGUGCUGACAGUGCAGAGGCCCACAGCUUGAACGUGAAUCGGUUCUCCCCUGCUAACUACGACCAGGCGCAGUUACACCCCCACCUGUUUUCGGACCAGUCCCGGGGUUCCCCCAGCAGCUACAGCCCUUCAACAGGAGUGGGAUUCCCUCCAACCCAAGCCCUGAAGGUCCCUCCACUUGACCAGUUCCCCACCUUCCCUCCCAGUGCACACCAGCAGGCACCACACUAUACCACAUCGGCACUACAGCAGGCCCUGCUGUCCCCCACGCCGACAGACUACACCAGACAUCAGCAGGUACCCCACAUCCUUCAAGGACUGCUCUCUCCCCGGCAUUCGCUCACCGGCCACUCGGACAUUCGGCUGCCCCCAGCAGAGUUUGCGCAGCUCAUUAAAAGGCGACAGCAGCAGCAGCAACAGCAGCAGCAACAGCAGCAGCAAGAGUACCAAGAAUUGUUCAGGCACAUGAACCAAGGGGAUGCUGGGAGCAUGGCUCCCAACCUCGGGGGACAGAGUAUGACAGAGUGCCAGGCUUUAUCUUAUCAAAAUGCUGACUCGUAUCACCACCACCACCACAACAGCCCCCAGCAUCUUCUACAAAUUAGGGCACAAGAAUGUAUCUCCCAGGUGUCCUCACCCGCCCCGACCCACGGGUAUGCUCAUCAGCCAGCAAUAAUGCAUUCAGAGAGCAUGGAAGAGGACUGCUCAUGUGAGGGGGCCAAGGAGGGCUUUCUGGACAGCAGGAAUUCAAAUACAUUGACCAAAGGUUGCCACGACAGCCCCCUGCUCUUGAGUACCGGUGGACCUGGGGACCCUGAAUCUUUGCUAGGAACUGUGAGUCAUGCCCAGGAAUUGGGAAUACAUCCCUAUGGACAUCAGCCGACUGCUGCAUUCAGUAGAAAUAAGGUGCCCAGCCGAGAGUCUGUUAUAGGGAACUGCAUGGAUAGAAGUUCUCCAGGACAAGCACUGGAGCUGCCAGAUCACAAUGGGCUUGGGUAUCCAGCACGGCCCUCAGUCAGUGAACACCACAGGCCCCGGACCCUCCAGAGACAUCAUACAAUCCAGAACAGUGACGAUGCUUAUGUACAGCUGGAUAACUUGCCAGGAAUGAGUCUUGUGGCUGGGAAAGCACUUAGUUCUGCUCGGAUGUCAGAUGCAGUUCUCAGUCAGUCUUCGCUCAUGGGUAGCCAGCAAUUUCAGGAUGGGGAAAACGAAGAAUGUGGGGUGAGUCUGGGAGGUCAUGAGCACGCUGACCUGGGUGAUGGCAGCCAGCAUAUAAACGCCUCUUGCUAUCCAUCUACGUGUAUCACAGACAUUCUGCUCAGCUACAAGCACCCUGAGGUCUCCUUCAGCAUGGAGCAGGCAGGCGUGUAACAAGGAAUGGAGAGUUUGUGUACAGCUUGGGAAUCAGAAGGUUGAUUUUAAACCAACAGUAUCUAGCAGCGUUGCGCCAAAUUGCCAUUGUGUUUCUCUCCACCCAGAAUAUUGUGGCUCCUUUCCUCACAUUUAGUUCAUCAGUGUGCUGUUCUUUUGGGUUCUGAGGGUGUUUUUGCCAUGUUUGCUCAAACGACCAAGUCACCAAGGAAAUAAACAGGAAAUCCAUGUUCUCCAUCUUUUGUGAAAGUGUAUUUGGUGUAUUUGAGUUGGGAGGGAUGUUUUUGUUUUGUUUUGGGGUUUGUUUGUGCUUUUUUUUUUGGUUGGUUUUGUUUUCAGUAUUUCCUUCAGGAGGUGAUUUUCUUUCUUUUCUUUUUUUUUUUUUUUCCUCUUCUUUUUUGUCUCUGUAUUUUGUGUUUUUCUUUCUUUUCCUUUUUGAGACAGGAGAGCCAGCAGUUAGAGUUCAGGGGCCAAGACCUCAGGCCACUCGCCUCACAGGCUUCACUAAGAGCACCCUCCCUUGCUCUGCAUUGCUCUUCCACGGGAGCAAAUGCAAGAGGAAAGCAUCUCUGGAAUCUCAGUCGCAGAGAAAGGGAGAGGGAAUGGGUGAUGGCCUCUGGCCCUUGGGGAACAAAAAGAGUAAAAAUAAGAAGAGGAGGACCUGGAGGUCUCUGCUGGCAGGAUCCACUAGAUACACACCUGGCCUGCAUAGAGGCUGUGAGUGACCUGACGCCAUUGGGUUGCCACCUUGAAGGUCUCAACUUGAGCCUCUUUUUGGUGUAUAACUCAGCUCCCUUCUGGCAACCUGCAAAGUUGGUCACCAUUACCAUCCUGCUGGUUCUGCCCAUGAAUUAAACACCCAACAGUGGUGCACUAUGUUUUGUGUGUCUUCUUUCUUUCUCAUUUUAUACUGUGCUAUGAAAAGGAUUGUUUUUCCAUUGUGUGUGUGUGUGUGUGUGUGUGUGUGUGUGUCCCUUUUAGCUCUUUGUCACAGGCAAGAAGAAUAGGAGGUUGUCUUGGGUCCUGCCUGUCUCUUAACCUUCUCCCUGGGUAUCCUCAGCCCCUAUAUUUUCAUUCUUAAUCAUGUAGGAAUUGUUUUUGGUAAAUGUUGAUAUUAUUGUUAUUAUUAUUGUUAUUAUUAAUAAAUAAAGACAAAAGGAAUUUUUGUUUAAAAGAGAAAUGUUUAACCAGAUUCUGUUCUAUUUGAAUUGUGAUUUGCACCUUUGGUUCAAAGCAUUUUCUUUAGGCAUUGUUAUUGUAAACAGCUCUCUCUUGUGCCAGUGACAGAUGCAGUGGUCUCCUUUCCCCAGUUGAAGCAACGCAUACGCAAUAGCUAUUGUUUAUGUCAUUACUUUUAUUUUUCUCUUCACUGUUAGAAACCAAAGUCUUUUCUGCUGGCUGGGGACUGAGAGGGGAUCUGGAUUAUCUUCUUCUGAUGUUUAAAACCAGAGAGACAUUAGAUAUCCUGACUCUCAACCCUUUCUUCUGGGAAAGGGGAGUAAAAGAUUCCUAACCCCCCCUCCUAGUUUUUCAUCCUGAAUUUGCACAGAAGAGAGCAGGUGCCCAGUGCAGCCAUCCUGGUGUUGCUGGCAGGAUCCCCAUGCAGCUUGUCCGUCUUCACUAGUACUGGCAGCUCAGCUCCUGGGCCCACUAUCCCACAAGUGGAUUUCUGCAGUGCAAGAGCCUUGCUGGGGAUCUGUCCCAUGUUUCCAUGGCCCCAAGUCUCCCCUCCACUUGUAGAGUCACCAAGUACUCACCAGAAGGAGGCUUACUUACCAAGAAAGGCCUAAGAGCUAUUGUUGACUUCUCUGGGCUUGUUCCAGCUCUGAUGCCCCAGCUCGCCCUACCGCUACCACACACUCAGCCUGAUCUGUUUACAUGGUACUGGAUUUAUGGAAGAGCAGAUGCCACCCUCCAGCAACCACCCAGAUGAAAGCCAGUGAGCCUAUUAACCGUGCCAUCCUGCGAACUACACUUUUAAAGACAUCAUUGCUUUGUAUUGUAGUAACCAAUAUGCGCAGUAUAUGUUGAAUGUAUAUGAAUAUACUUUCCUAUUUCUGUUCUUCAAAAAUGUCAGAAGUAUUUUUUCUUUCUCAAUUAUGUUGAACUAAAAAAGGAUUUAAAAAAAAAAAAUCUCCAGACUCAAGUUGCUAAGACCUUUUGUCCUUGUUUGUGUGGGGCAUUUACAACUUAGUAACUUGGUUGGACAGUAGGAGGUUGUGAAAAUAAAAACCUGAUUAUGUUCUAA